Molecule: messenger RNA, 554 nt
Organism: Colletotrichum navitas
Lineage: Eukaryota; Fungi; Ascomycota; Sordariomycetes; Glomerellales; Glomerellaceae
Exons: 1
Coding region: 214-522 (102 amino acids)
Source: RefSeq, a predicted model, not a curated record
AACAAGUGGCCCCUCCCCCUUCAGACUCUGAGAUUCCCGUCCCGUGAGGCCUUUCAUGUGCCUGCCUGUCCAUCCCCGUUGACGUGCGCCCGGGCGCACAAGCCUCGCUCUGCAUUGAAUACAUACUCCCUUACCCACACGGUACGAUCUACCGACCGUCCGUCACCACAACUUGGUCCUACCUAAGCAACAUCAUCCCCUAACCCAAAAUCGAUGUUGCCGUACCAGGAAUACACGCGCUGGACCACGGCAUACACGACGAACGCUAGGCCUGGUCACACCUUGCCCCCGAUUCAGCUGAGGUCGCGAGUGUACAGUGCCCGAGUCAAUGCUCAACCCCUCCCCUCUCCCCGAUUCAUCGCAAGCUGCGACAACGACACGACAGGACAAAGACAUUUUACAAAGCCUCACAGUCGGAUUGCCAAAGAAACACAACCACCACCCUUGCCGGUGGAUAGGGGGGUCGCUCUGACUAACGAGUGUACAUGCCAGCCAACAGGAACCCUCCCGCCAGCGAGCUAGGCGGGAUCAAGGGCGGAGGGGGAAAGGGAAGA